GUAGAGAGCUGGCUUCCAGUGUUCGAUUGCUGCGGCUCAUUGAGCCUCCAAGAACGUACAUCUCGACGUUUCGCCGGAUGUCGUCGUUAUCUGGCCUCUGGCAGCAUCCAAAGGGCAGCUUGAUCCUUCAGCAUCUGCAGGAGGUGCAGCAGAACACCGACUCAGGCAUCGCCACGCGAGUGGAGAGCUUCAAGGACGCCUCCCUUCUGAACACACUGCCUUCGCUGCUUGCCAAUGCCAACCUGGAAGGCAAGAAGGGCGCUGACGCGUCUGGAGUGGAGAAAUAUGCUGGUGAGAGGCAAGGCGGACAGAAGAACGAUGGCCGCCCCGGAUUAACGUCUUCCGUGGUAUUCUUCACUUCCGCUUGUGUGCAGCUGAGUUGACGGUGACUGCUCCGCGAGGCUCUCUGUAUGCCGGCGCCCCUCUGCGCUUUGAAGCAGAGUUCCCCCUGCAUUAUCCGGAGCUGCCACCCCUCUUGUCGGCGCGGUCCAUCCUGCACCAUCCUGACAUCGACGACACGACUUACGAGCUGGCAGGGGUCACAGCCCUCAUCAAGACACACCCCAAGGGGCCGCUGUUUGGCUGCAUGGCGGCACUCGACUCGCUCUGGGACGUCGCUGCCGUGCCGUGGACAGGUGAGCAGACGGAGGGGGAGGCGGCAGGGAAGCACGGGCAUAUGUGUCCUCCCCCACUUGUGUGUUGGUUGGUUCCUCGACAGAUGAGCAGUUGAAGACCUUCUGGGCGAGCCACUGGCGGCGCUGCACCCACCAGUGUGACAUGGUGCCCUUCUCGCUACAGCAUCUCAACUCGCUGUCCAAAGAGGACCAAGCCAGCCACCUCACAAGGCUGCGGGACCACAUCAAUCGCAGCAUGCGCCUGGAGUACGAGAACAACGGCCGCAUGCAUCAGGAGCGGACGCGGGUCGGCCAGGAGUACAGCAGGGUCACGCAGCAGCCGGAGGUCUUCGCUGCGUGGCCUGUCGAGUGGUUGGCGGACGGCUAUCGGGCGUUUCUUGAGGGCACGGCGAAGAUGCACGUGCGGCAGCCUGGUGACCCGCCAGCACCUCCUGGGGCGUUUGCGGUCACUGAGAUCGCUCGAGGGGUCUUUGCUUUCCAGAUGUUCUCGAGCAGCUUGUGUGACGCACUCGUCAAGGUCGGUCAGCACAUGAUACCCCUGUUUGUGUGGCUUGUCGACCCCUCUCUCGUGUGUGUGUGUCUUACAGGUGAUCAAGGAAUACAAUGCGUUGCCCGAGCAGACGUUCCCAAAGCGCCGACCCAACUCGUAACCACACACACACACACACACACGGACAGCACCACCGACAGGCAUGCAGAGAACCAGGCACAGUCUUUCUUGUCAUUCUUCUCCUCUCCUUGCAGGAUGAACAAGUAUGGGCUUGUGCUCAACGACAUCGGGUUGGAGGAGAGGAUGGACGACUUGCUGCAGUGGUGGCGGCCGCUGGCGGCCCUGCUCUUCCCCGGCCACGGCGGCCCCUCUCUCGACAGACACCACACAUCCAUCGUACACUAUGAAGAACACAACGACCGAAACCUCGAUGUGAGUCAACAAACAGGGAGGGAGACAGAGGAGCGGCAUGCACAACUCAACAUGUCUGUGUGCAUGUCAACCAAACAGAUGCACACGGACGCCAGCGACAUCACGCUCAAUGUCCACUUGGGCGGGUCGUUUGUAGGGUCCACCCUCACCUUCUGCGGCCGGUUCUUCGAGCCCAGGUCCCGCAAGGAGGCCACCACCUACGUGUUCAGCAAGGGCGAGGCGGUCAUGCACCUGGGCGCACACAGACAUGGUACGUUAGCGACACAGGAAGCCAUCUACCUGUCUGCGUUGCAUGUGUGUGUAUGUGUGUGUGCGUGUAUGGUCGUCAUGCAGGUGCCAACGAGCUGUACAAGGGUGAGCGGUUCAAUCUCAUCCAAUGGGGGCGAUCGCAGGCUUACCGGAGGCAACACGGCUCCUACCAGGCAAGCCUGAUCCCCACGGCAUCAGUCACCCGUCAGUGACACUCCAUAAAUGCAGACCCCGUGUGCAUGUCUAUGUGUGUGAUCAGGAGCAACUCUAUGAGCAGUACGCCAAGCGCAGCGCGGCUGCCGGCUUUGUUGAGCAGGGCAGCCCGGACCCCAUCUGCUUGUCCAGGACACACGACAGAGACUUCGACGUGAGCACAAAAACCAUCCAUUCACACACAAACAAACACACAGAGACCAAUCGAGAGACCUGUGUGUAUUCUCUGUGUGUGUGCAGCACUGGUCGCGUGUGUACAAGGAUAUCGACCUGACCAAGAGGAACGCAGAUGCCAUGAGGAGGACGCAGCAGCCGGCGUAGACAGGUUGGCUGAUGGGCAGGCGGACGGGCAGGCAAGCCCUUUUUGUUGGCGGAAUGCACGUACCCAUAUCCAUCGCAACCGUGGCGUGAAUUGAUGAGGGCCGUCGAGUGAGUAGUGUGAAUCUAGGCGGGCAUAUGGAACGUCGUAUGUCGUGUAGAUGUGUGUCGAUUCGGCGUCGUGGGUAGAGAAAGGGAGUCGGUGCGGUCAUUUCGUGGGUUUAUAUUUUUUCUGUCUUGUGAUGCGUUCAUUUCCCAUGUCUUGUCGUUGUCAUAUCCUCAUGCACUUCCUACGUCCCGGACAUCGUACCUACCUAACUGCAUAAAUGGACACGAAUGCAGCGUUUCUCUCUCUUCCCAUAAGACAACGAUUGACCUAC
Messenger RNA from Vitrella brassicaformis, 2717 nucleotides. The record is from the annotation of a GenBank genome assembly. NCBI's taxonomy places the organism in Eukaryota, Vitrellaceae.